UAUACGCAGCCAGUUCUUCCGUGUAUAGCACGUCUUGCAUUGACCCCUGUGUGGCUGAUCAAUAAAUUUAAAUGAAAUUACGAAUUCAAACGUUUGAGAUAGACUGAACAAUUAACAUGUCUUCGGUUACCCUUCUUAGCUGGUCCCUAGUCUUCGUGUUGUGUAUCACAGGCUCCCUGUCCUUGGAAUGUUACUACUGUUCUCACAAGACAGGUGUCGGUGACGGCAAGGCGAAUGUCGUCGAGUCCUUGGUGACCGGGAAGGAGGUCCAAAACCGGCCAGAAUGCGGCGACGAAGAAUUUGAUUCCGACCUGGCUCCGACUGCGAAAUGUACUGGGAAGAUGGACCGCUGUUUGUUAAUGAGCUUCACCGGCCAGAGCGGUCCCUACCACAGCCGCGGUUGCGUCGCAUCAACGGAUCCUAGAUGUAUCCCAGGCUCCGACACCAAACCGAUAGAGAAGGACGUGACGAUCCACGGGUUUACGAUCACAAUCGCUCACAAAUGUUGCAGUACGGACAAGUGUAAUAAGGAUGUAGUGUAUCAGCCGAAGAGGAAGUGUAUGAAUUACUGAAUGGACAUCACAUCAGGCAAGACAAGAGGAACCUAAGUUUACUCUAAGAAUGAUGGCGAUUGCUCUCCUUCCUCAGACUGGCGACUGAACAUCACCGUGCACCUGACAAUGUAAAUAAACUGUAAAGAAAUGCCUGUGAGCCGUUUAAAGCUGCCCAUCUGUACGGUGGCCCAUAGAGGACAUGCGUUUAUUUUCAAUAUAUAAGAAUAUUUUUCUUUUUACAAUGCGUUUUUUUUCUCUCGAAUUACAACCGCCGUCGGAUUUAUUUCUCACCGCCGAAAAAAUAAUUCCCACCGCCGGGUUAAAAAUAAUAAUUCCCAACACCGCCAAGGAAAAUAAUAUCCACCGCGGUGGAAAUUAAUAUCCACCGCGGUGGAAAUAAUAUCCACCCGGUGUCAAUAACGAAUUAGCUCCCGCUCCGAUCUUUCUCAUGUUGUUACUCUCCUUGACCUGAUACUAUAGUCCAGCCACAAUCGUGGUUGUAAACAUAUUAUUUAUGAUAUUAUUCAUGAUAUUAAUUUCCACCGCGGUGGAAAUUAUUUUCCUUGGCGGUGGUGGGAAUUAUUAUUUUUAACCCGGCGGCGGGAAUUAUUUUUUCGGCGGUGAGAAAUAAAUCCGACGGCGGUUGUAAUUCGAGAGAAAAAAAACGCAUUGUAAAAAGAAAAAUAUUCUAAUAUAUUGAAAAUAAACGCAUGUCCUCUAUGGGCCACCGUACAUCUGUGAUCUCGAAUUCUUACUUGUCCUUGUCUGUCUCCGUUUAUGAAGACUGCUGGUCAAACGGCAAAAUCAGGCAGCACCAACCUACAUAAUUGUUUCACAAUACCUUUUAUUUUCAUUUAUCGUUAAAAUAAAAAAUAUACAAUGACACUCUUCAA
Molecule: messenger RNA, 1447 nt
Organism: Lineus longissimus
Lineage: Eukaryota; Metazoa; Nemertea; Pilidiophora; Heteronemertea; Lineidae
Exons: 3
Coding region: 117-572 (151 amino acids)
Source: RefSeq, a predicted model, not a curated record